Jatropha curcas is the source of this 1341-nucleotide messenger RNA. Its product is annotated as NAD(P)-binding Rossmann-fold superfamily protein. Lineage: Eukaryota; Viridiplantae; Streptophyta; Magnoliopsida; Malpighiales; Euphorbiaceae. Gene Ontology annotation, cellular component: cytoplasm. The record is from RefSeq and is a predicted model, not a curated record.
AUAACGCGUCUUAUCGCAUUCCCAUAUGAUUUUAUUUCAUCGCAUCUGUUAUGCAUUUUCUGUACUCUACGAGGAAGACAGCGAUUCGUACUAAAAUUAGAGGCAAAGUCUGGGUCUACGGAGGAGAAAAAGAAGUCGCUCUUUCUUUAAUUCCCGUCUCCACCUCCAAAACAUCCAUAGCGCAAUAAUCAUUAAUCAAUGGCUAUCUCCCCUGUUUUCAUCACCAAAGAAUCACUGCGCUCCAUCCUCUCACACAGCUCCUUAAUCCAACACUUCCAUACAUCUUUACCCACCGUCUCGCCCACACUCCAAACUCCAAUCCGCCAAAGCUACGCCGUUUCACCAUCCUCUUCUCUUCUCCUAAUGCCUUCUUGGUCCUCCUCCCCUUCCCUUCCUUAUAUAGGCGUAAAGCUUGUCACUCACUUCCCGGAAAAUUCCAUCAUAAACUUACCCGGAAUCCAUGCAAGUUAUGUGCUUUUUAGCUCCACAACUGGACAAACUUUGGCAUCUAUGGAUGGCACUGAGUUAACCCUAUAUAGAACAGCUUGUGUUUCUGGCUUGGCCUCAAAACUCUUGGCUAAUGAUAGUAGCAAAGUACUGGUGAUGAUUGGUGCAGGCUCUUUGGCUCCCCAUUUGAUCAAGGCCCAUAUGGCUGCAAACCCCAGUUUGGAGAAGGUAAUAAUUUGGAACAGAACGAUCAAGAAAGCAGCUGAUUUAGUUUUGAAACUAAAGGAAGAAUGUGGAGAAAAUAAUAGUGUGUGUUUUGAAAGUAAUAAUAAUUUGGAGGAGAUCAUAGGAUUGGGUGAUAUUGUGAGUUGUGCUACAAAUUCUGAUAGGCCAUUGGUGAAAGGAGAGAAGAUGAAGGCAGGAGCGCAUUUGGAUUUGGUUGGAUCAUUUAAGGAGACAAUGAGGGAAUGUGAUGAUGAUGCAAUUAAGAGAGGGAGAGUUUUUGUUGAUAAUGAGGCUGCAUUGCUAGAGGCUGGGGAGAUUGUCGGAGCAAUCGAGAGAGAAGUGAUUGAGAAAAAGGAUAUUGGGUAUUUGGUGGAGUUGAUCAAAGGGGAUGAAGCUGGAAGGAGAGAUUCACAAGAGCUUACUGUAUUUAAGUCUGUUGGUUCUGCGGUCGUGGAUAUGCUUGCUGCCCAAUUUGUUUAUGAGAAUUACGUUAAGGGUUAAAAUACUGAGAUAGAAAGAUGCUAAGUAAUAAGAUUUUCUAUGUUAUCUGUCCACUCCUUGUUUGAUGAUAGAGCAUAUUUCAUAGCUGAAAUUCCAUGUUUCCUUGCAAUAAUGAAGUCCCAUUCCCUUCAAAUAUACAUAAUAAACAAUGAUUUGCAAAAAUUUUCA